UAAAAAACAUAUGGAUCAUAACCAUCAAUUUCUCAAACUAUAAGGUGGUAAACUGAACAUUGCACAAUGAUAAAUAACUAUCACCUCCACAAGCUUCAAAAGCUAAUCACGAGGGAUGGAAGCAAUUGCAGUUCUUUGUGUUCUUGGAGUAGCAACAAUCAUGGGGUUAUAUAUAUGGAGGAUUUCCAACUGGUUGUGGUUUAAACCAAAAAAGAUAGAAAAAUUUCUAAGAGAUCAAGGUCUUAGAGGUAACUCUUAUAGGUUUCUUUUUGGAGAUUUGAAAGAGAUGAUGCAGAUGACAAGGGGUGCCAAAUCGAAACCCAUGAAUCUUACUCACGAUAUAGUUCCUCGUGUGUUGCCCUUCAUCCAUAAGUCAAUCGCAACUCAUGGUAAGAUUUGCUUCACAUGGAUGGGGACAAAACCUAUGGUGCACAUAUUUGAACCAACUAUGAUACGGGAAAUUUUGGCGAACUAUUAUCAAUUUCAAAAGCCAUGGGGUAGACAUCCGUUAACAAAGUUGCUACCAAGAGGAUUAAUCAAUUCAGAAGGUGACCAAUGGAUUAAACAUAGAAAAAUCAUCAACCCCGCAUUCCAUGUCGAGAAGCUUAAGCAUAUGGUACCUGCAUUUUAUUUGAGCUGCAGUGAGAUGAUCGAAAAAUGGGGGAAACUGGUAACCAAAGAAAGCUCGUGUGAAGUGGAUGUGUGGCCUCAUCUACAAACCUUUUCAAGUGAUGUAAUUUCACGUACAUCAUUUGGUAGUAGUUUUGAGGAAGGAAAAAAGAUUUUUGAAUUUCAAAAAGAACAAGCUGAGUUGAUUAUAAAGGGUAUACAGUCGAUUUUCAUUCCAGGAUCAAGAUUUUUGCCAACAAAAGACAACAAGAGGUUGAAAUAUAUUGACCGUGAGGUGAAGGCUUCAAUAAAGAGCAUUAUUGAUAAACGAGUGGUUGCAAUGAAAGCUGGAGAAACUAUUAAUGAUGACCUUUUGGGUAUUCUUUUGGAUUCCAAUUACAAAGAAAUCAAACAACAAGGGAGUAGCAAUUUUGGAUUAAGCAUUGAGGAAGUAAUCGAAGAAUGCAAACUUUUCUACUUUGCAGGACAAGAGACAACGGGAAAUAUGAUUGUUUGGACAAUGAUUUUAUUAGGUCAACACACAGAUUGGCAAACACGUGCUAGAGAAGAAGUCUUACAUGUCUUAGGAGAUAAAAGACUAGAUAUUGAUGGGUUAAGUCACUUAAAAGUUAUUAACAUGAUUUUCAAUGAGGUUCUUAGACUAUAUCCACCAGCAGUAAUGUUAAGACGACUGAUACAUGAAGAUACCAAAUUAGGUAAGUUAACCUUACCAGCAGGAACCCUUAUCCAACUAAACACAUUGUUUAUGCACCAUGACAAAGAUAUGUGGGGUGAAGAUGUGAACGAAUUUAAUCCUGAGAGAUUUUCUGAAGGUGUGUCAAAGGUGACCAAGGGUCAAUCUACAUAUCUACCAUUUGGAGGUGGCCCUCGUAUAUGUAUUGGCCAGAAUUUUGCUAUGCUAGAAUCAAAAAUGGCACUUGCUAUGAUUUUACAAGGCUUUUCUUUUGAGCUAUCUCCAUCGUACUCACAUGCUCCACAUACUAUAAUCACUCUACAACCUCAGUUUGGUGCUCACUUGAUUUUACACAGACUUUAGGUGGUUUGUUUCACAUAUUUUAGUUAAUAAAACUAUGUUGUAUUAUACUUUUGUGGUUACAGAUCUAUUCAACUGUAACAUAUGUAUUAUUUAUAUCAUUAUGUAUUGUAAUCAAUCAUGCAUAAUGCAAAUGGAUA
Molecule: messenger RNA, 1803 nt
Organism: Lactuca sativa (garden lettuce)
Lineage: Eukaryota; Viridiplantae; Streptophyta; Magnoliopsida; Asterales; Asteraceae
Product: cytochrome P450 CYP72A219
Molecular function (GO): oxidoreductase activity, acting on paired donors, with incorporation or reduction of molecular oxygen; heme binding; iron ion binding
Source: RefSeq, a predicted model, not a curated record